UAUGCAUGGGAACAACAUUACAGCGAUAAAAUUUCUUUUAAAAGAAAUACAGAAAUGAAUAUUGUUUUUAAAAUUCAGUUUUAUAAAAACAUAUUUAUUAGUGCUGCUACAACUUUGCCAGCUCUUUCUGCAAUGUUGUGUUUUGCCAUAAUUUAUAAAAUUAAUGGCGGGCAUGAUGCUGUGGAUAUAUUUGCAUCCUUGUCUUUAUUUCAUGUUUUAUCCCAAUUAAUAUUAAUGUUUCCUAUUGCUGUAGGAGGUUCUGCUGACGCUGUUGUUACAUGUAAGAGAGUUUCUGAUGUUUUGUCAUCUUCAGAAAUAAAAAAGAAUGUUAUGGCUGAACUUAAGAAUGAAAGAAUGCAUAAUUUUCGAGUAGAUUCUUGCAUGGCAAUUCAACUUAGAAAUGCUUCCUUUAAAUGGGAUGAAAUUGAGGAAGAAAGUUUGAACAGUGAAAGAGGAAAAAAUUCUGAGAACGAUAUACAAAAACAAUCAAAAGUUUUAACUAAAACUUUGAAAAAAGUAUCAAACGCCGCUUCAUUCAAAGGAUUAAUUGAUAUAAAUUUAGAUAUUAAGAAAGGUGAACUAGUGAUUGUUACAGGCUUUAUUGGCUCGGGAAAAUCUUCACUUUUGGCUGCUCUAGCUGACUUCAUGAAGAAAGAAAAAGGUAUAAAAUCAGUUAACGAUUCACUAAUAUUUUGUGGCUAUUCAUGGGCACAGAAUGAAACCAUUAAAAACAACAUUUUAUUUGGCAAAGAGUAUGAUGAAAAGAAGUAUUUAGCAAUUAUUCAUGCUUGUGAUUUACUAGAUGACUUGAAGGUUUUUCCUGCAGGAGACGAAACUGAAAUCGGUGAAAGAGGUAUCACCUUGUCUGGUGGUCAAAGAGCAAGAAUCAACUUAGCAAGAGCUGUUUAUCAUGAUGCAAAUAUUAUAUUGUUAGAUGAUGUUUUAAGUGCUGUUGAUGCUAAAGUUGGAAAGCAUAUUAUGAAAUACUGUAUAUUGGGGUUAUUAAAAAAUAAAACCAGAAUUUUAGCUACUCACCAAUUAUCUGUAAUCGAAAAUGCAGAUAAAAUAAUUUUUUUAAAUGGAAAAGGGGGACUAAUUUGUGGAACAAUUGAUAAAAUACAAACAGAAUCACAAGAUUUCAAUAAUCUUAUUGCAUUUCAAUUCAAUUCCUAUAAUAAAGUGAAUACUGUCAUCAAAGAAUCUUUAUAUGAGAAAAAAGAACUUUUGAACCAAACCGUUCAAGAUGUUGAUGGUCAUCUAAUGGUAGAAGAAGAAAGAGCUGUAAAUAAAAUUUCUAAAGAUGUUUAUUAUCAUUAUGUUACCGAGGGAUCUGGUUGUUUUAAGUUUGCAGCACUUCCUAUUUUUAUGCUUUUAAUUAUAAUACAAACGUUUUGUAACUUGUUUAUCAAUACUUGGCUAUCUUUUUGGGUUGAGGAUAGAUUUGAUAAAUCGGGAAAUUUUUAUAUUGGAAUUUAUGUUAUGGUUAAUAUGGCUUUUGUUUUUUUCACAAUUUUGGAAUUUAGUAUGAUUUUAUAUAUUACUAACAUGGCUGCAAGGCAGUUAACUAUUAAAGCUAUUGCUAAAGUCUUACACGCACCAAUGUCCUUUUUAGAUACAGCUCCAAUGGGUAGAAUUUUAAACAGGUUUACCAAAGAUUCUGAUUCAUUAGAUAAUUUAAUAGGGGAUGAAUUCCGGGUAUUUAUUAUUUGUUUAUCAUCUCUAAUUGGUGUCAUUAUUCUUUGCAUUAUUUAUUUGCCAUGGUUUGCUAUUUCGUUGCCUUUUUUUGCUCUUUUAUUUGUUUCAGUGUCUUCUUACUAUCAAGCAUCCGCAAGGGAAAUUAACAGAUUAGAGGCUUUGAACAGAUCAUAUGUUAUUAGCAAUAUUAGUGAAUGCUUAGGAGGCAGAGAUACUAUUAGAGCAUAUAAUGCAAUGGAAAGGUUCAAAGAAAAAAAUUCUAGGUACAUUGAUUUAAUGAAUGAAGCAUCAUAUAUUACAAUUUCAAACCAAAGAUGGCUAGCGGUUCAUUUAGACAUGCUUGGUAUAUUAUUUUCACUAAUUAUAUCUUUGUUAUGUGUAACUAGACAGUUUAGUGUUACUGCAUCAUCAGCUGGAUUGUUAAUUUCAUAUGUUUUUUCUGUUACAGGUGGUAUUUCAAUGGUUGUGAGAACCAUGACUAGUGUUGAAAAUUCAAUGAAUUCGGCUGAAAGAUUAUCUUAUUAUGCUUUUGAUUUACCCCAAGAACCUCCAUAUUAUAUCACUGAAAUGUCACCACCCUCUAGUUGGCCCUCCAGAGGUGAAAUUAUCUUUAAAAAUGCCAGUUUAAGAUAUAGAGAAGGAUUGCCAUUAGUUUUAAAAUCCAUCAGUUUCUGUGCUAAUCCUGGAGAAAAAAUUGGUAUUUGUGGUAGAACUGGUGCCGGCAAAUCAUCAAUAAUGACUGCAUUAUAUAGAUUGGCUGAAAUAUCAGAGGGUAAAAUACUUAUUGAUGGAAUUGAUAUCUCUAAGUUAGGAUUAAAAGAUUUGAGAAGCAAGUUAUCAAUCAUUCCACAAGAUCCUGUGUUAUUCAAAGGCACGAUCAGAAGUAAUUUAGAUCCAUUCAAUGAGUGUUUAGAUGAUGAUUUAUGGGAUGCGUUAGUGAGAGGAGGAUUAAUUGAAGAGGAAUUUUUAGGUUAUAUGAGAUAUCAAGAAAAGUAUGGUGAGAUUUAUGAAAGUGUCAACAAAUUCCAUUUGAAUCGUAUGAAAAAAUUUGGCUUGAAUGAAUCAGUUGAAGACAAUGGGUUGAAUUUUUCAUUAGGUGAAAGACAAUUAUUAGCUUUAUCAAGAGCCUUAGUAAGAAAUUCAAAAAUAUUAAUCAUGGACGAAGCUACAUCAAGCGUCGAUUAUGAAACUGAUUCUAAAAUUCAAGAAACUAUCUAUGAACAAUUUUCUGAUUGCACAAUAUUAUGCAUUGCACACAGAUUAAAAACUAUUUCUAAUUAUGACAAGAUCAUGGUUUUGGAAAAUGGAGAAAUAGUUGAGUUUGAUACCCCAAAAAAUUUGUAUGAUAAAACUAAUAGUAUAUUCAGAGAAAUGUGUGAUGAAUCUGGUAUUACUGUGUUUUGAGUAUGAUUAUGUGUAUACUAGUUUUAAUUUUUUUAUUUUACUUUCUAUAUUUGUUUUUGUUUUUGUUUUUG
Ascoidea rubescens DSM 1968 is the source of this 3170-nucleotide messenger RNA. RefSeq names its product ATP-binding cassette transporter YOR1 (gene YOR1). Gene Ontology annotation, cellular component: plasma membrane. The transcript has a single exon. Gene Ontology annotation, molecular function: ABC-type xenobiotic transporter activity; ATP binding; ATP hydrolysis activity. The coding region runs from base 55 to 3099 and encodes 1014 amino acids. Lineage: Eukaryota; Fungi; Ascomycota; Saccharomycetes; Ascoideales; Ascoideaceae. Gene Ontology annotation, biological process: transmembrane transport. The record is from RefSeq and is a predicted model, not a curated record.